Acanthosepion pharaonis is the source of this 525-nucleotide messenger RNA. The record is from the annotation of a GenBank genome assembly. Lineage: Eukaryota; Metazoa; Mollusca; Cephalopoda; Sepiida; Sepiidae.
AUGUGGGUGCCUACUCACAAAAAGCUGCGAUGGGUCUAUCUAUCUAUCUUCACUGCUCAACAUCAUCGACAACAACUUUAUUCAGUAGAUCUAUAUAUUGGGCUCUCUACGGAUCUAUCUAUCUAUCUAUCUAUCUAUCUAUCUCAUUCUGUUCAUAUCUAUCUAUGUAUAUCAUAUUGCUCUGUAGUCUCUAUAUUGGGCUCUCUACGGAUCUAUCUAUCUAUCUAUCUAUCUAUCUAUCUAUCUAUCUAUCUAUCUAUCUAUCUAUCUAUCUAUCUAUUCUAUCCGAAUGACCGAAUGAAUAAAUACAAUCUCUGCUACGCUUGGCCAGAUUUCGUUCGAAUAUACACUGAUAUCUAUCUAUCUAUCUAUCUAUCUAUCUAUCUAUCUAUCUAUCUAUCUAUCUAUCUAUCUAUCUAUCUAUCUUAUUCUGCUCUUAUAUACCCAUCUCAUUAUAUUCAUUAUCUAUCUAUCUAUCUAUCUAUCUAUCUAUCUAUCUAUCUAUCUAUCUAUCUAUUGCUAUAA